AUGGCGUUCCCACCAAGACAGAGAAGACGCGCAAGACCUCAAAGGGAGGCACUCCCUGAUUCAAGAGCUGCGCGGGAGCGGAAGACUCAACUUAUCCACCACGACAUGCAUACGAAUAAUAUACUGUUUGCAGACGUUGAACCUCCUGGUGACCUCGAUCAUUACGUGAUCCCCCCGUUGAAACUUAUAGAUUUCGAAGACGCUGAGGUACUUUCUAACCCACGCAGAUAUAACGAAGCAGUGCAGUCGAAUAUAUUAAGUAUCGGACUGAUAAUGAGAUGCAUACUUACGGGCAGUACAAACCUGGACGCCCAUGCUGUCCCUGUAAGGAUUAAUGUUAGUGGGCUAAAUGUGACCAUCACAUCGUAUGCCAACUUUCCUUCCAAUACCUACCCAGAUAUCGACAAUGAUCUUAAAAGCCUUGUCGUUCAAUGUUGUGCUGUUAAUCCGCUGGAGAGGCCUACCCUUGAGGAUUUGUACAAUAGAGCCCGUGGCCACCUCCGCGACAGGGAAUACGAUUACUAUCGAAAUACUCCGAGCGCACCAUACGAAAGAAAGCCAUGGAUAACAAGAUUAGUCCAAGAGUAUAUCCUUAACGCUGAUAAUUAG
This is a messenger RNA of Daldinia childiae, 609 nucleotides long. RefSeq names its product putative protein kinase superfamily membrane protein. Lineage: Eukaryota; Fungi; Ascomycota; Sordariomycetes; Xylariales; Hypoxylaceae. The record is from RefSeq and is a predicted model, not a curated record. Bases 1 to 609 code for a protein of 202 amino acids. The transcript has 4 exons.